CUACAUGGCAAUAUAUAGGGCUGCUGCUAUACACCUCCUCUACCUAUCGGAAGGCAGAGGCCAUUCAAAAUGUUGGAAGGCGUGUCAUCGAACAGAUUUUUUUUGCUCUGGUUCCAGAGUACAUCAAGUCAGUGUCAACCUCUCGAAAAGAUCAGUUGCUCUUCGACCUUCCAAGUGCUCACUUCAAAAAAAAUAUUUUUUUUAUUAAAUUAAGUUAAAUUCUUCUCCGAUAGUUUCCCUCCAAAACAUUUGUCAAAGUUUGUUUCGAGCCCCAGAAACAUUUAGCAUGACUUCAAUCUUACCCAACACGAUCGGCUUUUCUCACCACCAGUAUCCGACAUCCGCGCCGUUACCAAUGAUGCAGCAUCACCCGUGCAAUCGGUUCGGAUUCGGUCUCAAUCCUCACCAUCAAGUUCAAUCCUAUCCGAUGCAAUAUCAUCAUCCUGCGGCCACCAAUUACCACCAAAACGGCCAUCAUCAUCAUCAUCAUGCGUCUGUCGUGCCAAACUACUCCAUCAAUGAAUCGAACAUGGUGCAUCAUCACAAACCAACAAACCCCUGGCCAUCCGUGCCCGUUUCGAUGCCGGUCAACGUCUCCUUACCCGCACAUCAACAACAGUUUUCAAACAACAACAGUGACGCCGUCAUGAACAACAACAACAGCACCACUGUCCCGGCCGUUCGUGACCUCCCGCUAACGCCACCCGCUGAUCGUGAAACUUCAGUUGUCCCCGUAGUUUCUUCAUCGUCGCCCAGUUCGUACUACAUGUUGCACGGUGCCUCUUUGGCAGCGUCGAGCAGCAGCAGCAACAACAACAACUUGAUGAUGGGCAACUACUCGCAAUCUCCCGUCGACAAGUCUAUGACCCCGCCACAGGAUCACACAGUGCACCAUCAGAAUCUUCACCACAAUCUCCACCAUCCCCACCACCACCACCCCAUCCACCACGAACAACAGCAACAGGCCGAGUCGACCCUGGGAUCUUGGUGGUCACCGGCCAACAGUGCAAUCCCGACCGCUUCCAGUUCGACCGGCCAGUGCAGCGCCACGGAUUACGCCUUCCAUCAUCAUCAUCACCACCACCAAAUGUUAGCUGCUCAUCAGCACACGGCCAACAGCCUGCACCAAUCGCCAGUGACCACACCGUCGUCCGUGCUGGAGACGAGCAGAACUUCCUGCGCGUCGACGCCUCAUCAUCAGAAUCCCAGCGAAUUCCAGCAACGGGUGGCUGCUGCCCUCCUCAAAACUCACGCCACGCUGGCUUCUCGCCGAUGCCGAAGAUGCCGCUGCCCAAAUUGCCAGGAUCCAGGAACAGGAGCGAUCAUCACUGGCCACAACAAUAGUCAGCACAAAAAGAAACAGCAUCUCUGUCACGUUCCCGGAUGCGGUAAAGUCUACGGAAAAACGUCGCACCUGAAAGCGCAUCUUCGUUGGCACGCGGGCGAACGGCCGUUCAGCUGCCAGUGGCUCUUUUGCGGGAAAAGUUUCACGCGCUCCGACGAACUCCAACGCCAUUUGCGCACUCACACGGGCGAGAAGCGCUUCGCUUGCCCCGUUUGCAAUAAGCGCUUCAUGCGAUCCGAUCACCUUUCCAAACAUUCAAAAACGCACGAACUCAAACGAACGAGCAAAAGAAACAACGUCGCAGCAGCAGUUUCGACAUCCAAGUCGAAUGAAUUGGAAAACGAACACGACGACGUCGACAUUGAAGACGUUGAAAGCGACGACCUCGCCAGUCCCAAAUGGGACAUGCCCAAUUAAUCCUAAUCCUGUUUACAUUAUUUUUACCCCUCAAAAUUUGCUACUUUUUAUGAUAUUUUUCUUUGUUGUGUGUCCAUAAAUGAAAAUUCAUGUACAGUUUUCUUGUUGUAAAAAUACAAACGAAAAAAAAAGAAA
Messenger RNA from Daphnia magna, 1897 nucleotides. RefSeq names its product transcription factor Sp5. The transcript has 3 exons. Gene Ontology annotation, biological process: regulation of transcription by RNA polymerase II. Bases 287 to 1762 code for a protein of 491 amino acids. Gene Ontology annotation, molecular function: DNA-binding transcription factor activity, RNA polymerase II-specific; RNA polymerase II cis-regulatory region sequence-specific DNA binding. NCBI's taxonomy places the organism in Eukaryota, Metazoa, Arthropoda, Branchiopoda, Diplostraca, Daphniidae. The record is from RefSeq and is a predicted model, not a curated record.